AAUUUAUCAUACGUUACUUCUGGACCUUACACCUCCACAGUUGGAGAAGUUCGCGGCGAAGGCUGAGACCUUGGCGCGUGAUGAUGGGAAAUUGAAAGCGAUGUAG
Molecule: messenger RNA, 106 nt
Organism: Perkinsus marinus ATCC 50983
Lineage: Eukaryota; Perkinsozoa; Perkinsida; Perkinsidae
Exons: 2
Source: RefSeq, a predicted model, not a curated record